This is a messenger RNA of Ipomoea nil (Japanese morning glory), 420 nucleotides long. RefSeq lists its product as uncharacterized. The transcript has 2 exons. Lineage: Eukaryota; Viridiplantae; Streptophyta; Magnoliopsida; Solanales; Convolvulaceae. Bases 34 to 378 code for a protein of 114 amino acids. The record is from RefSeq and is a predicted model, not a curated record.
UUGACGUCUUAGUUUCUAUCUAUAUAAAAGAUCAUGAAUCCGGCAACCGCAUCAUCCAUGUUGAUUUUAGUCUUCUCCUUGGUUGUUAUUGCUGCAGGCGCUAAAUCGUUGGAGAAAUCCUCAUACAACGUAUCAUCGAUAGAAAAGCCAAAAAGAGAUCUAGUGCCAUUUGUGGACACAACUAUGAUGAAGUUCAGAGAUAUUGUCGUGAAAGCCUCCAAUGGUGUCAAAACGUGUUCUACUUGCAACUGUCAUGAGAGAACGGAUCCGAAGAAGACAUUAUUGGAGACGUCGUGUUGUGUUCAGGUCGAAUGCACCGCUCCCCCUGUCGCUUGUUACCCGGUGGUCGUGGCUUGCGAUUGUAAUAAUUGCGCGUGAGAAUCUAUUUGAAACAAAUAUAAUUUUAAAACAUUUGUAACA